Penicillium waksmanii is the source of this 561-nucleotide messenger RNA. RefSeq lists its product as uncharacterized. The record is from RefSeq and is a predicted model, not a curated record. The transcript has a single exon. Lineage: Eukaryota; Fungi; Ascomycota; Eurotiomycetes; Eurotiales; Aspergillaceae. The coding region runs from base 1 to 561 and encodes 186 amino acids.
AUGACACCCCCCCUCACCGCGACAUCCGAGCAGAUCAAGAGUGAAGAAGACAGUGCAAGCUCAUCGAGCUCUAUUACACCACCGGAUUCUUACAAAAAGUUUCUCGAGGCACUGACGCCCGUCUUCAGCCCCGUCAGUGCAGGUGUGGAAUUCAAACGAUUUAAUUUCGAGAAACGAAGACCUUCUCCGAUAUCUGUCCCAUCGAGCGCAUCGAGCGAUGGCCCCAAGACAACCAGUGCCAUUCCACCACCUUCACCAGCAACAAGUCAACAAUCACCCAGCCCACAGUCUGCAAGGUUGCCUUCUCUCCGCCGUCUGCGCAUCCCGCCAUCAUGUGCUUACUCGCCGAUGACAGACUCGCCCCGCAGUGCACGUACCAUUCUUUCCCCUUACACUCCUUCCGAUUGGAAAAUUCGCUAUAUCGAAACGCCGAGGAGUGCGGGUAGCAAGUCCGUUAGCGUGCGCCAGGUUGUGACUAGAACUGUGACAUACAAGCGUACACAUUUGGAACCCCCGCCUAAGGGCAAGCGCCGCAAGACCAGCGAAAGUCGGGAUGACUAG